Hemiscyllium ocellatum (epaulette shark) is the source of this 4890-nucleotide messenger RNA. RefSeq names its product protein Aster-B-like. The transcript has 21 exons. Bases 359 to 2611 code for a protein of 750 amino acids. Gene Ontology annotation, biological process: intracellular sterol transport. Gene Ontology annotation, cellular component: plasma membrane; endoplasmic reticulum membrane; endoplasmic reticulum-plasma membrane contact site. Gene Ontology annotation, molecular function: sterol binding; sterol transfer activity. NCBI's taxonomy places the organism in Eukaryota, Metazoa, Chordata, Chondrichthyes, Orectolobiformes, Hemiscylliidae. The record is from RefSeq and is a predicted model, not a curated record.
UCCAGUGACGUGUGCUGUGGUUGGCUGCACUCGGUUCAUUUAAUCCUUUACUCAUUUGAGGGCAUUGAGCACAGGACAGCGGGAGACGAUGAUGCUCCGGGUCCAUCCUUCCUGCGGCGAUCAGCUUUGUCAGCGUGUUUGAGUCAGGCGUGGAAUGUCAGUAGCAGAGUUUGCAGCUGCAGACUGAAAGCGUUUGGUGCGCACAGAACUGUUGCUUACAGUGAAGUGUCAAGUGAAGGUGAAGCACUUGCCUCUCUUUAGAGCAGCCCUGACAGUUGCUUGCUAGUAUGUUGUGGCGAGUUCAUCCUGGCGAUUGGAGAGAAGAGGCAAUGGAUGUCGGCUACCGUGUACUGUACUGAUGAAAAGCUUCAAGCUUGCCUGUACUGCCAGUAAUUCUGCUCGGAGCACCCCAGCCUGCUCACCCAUCCUGAGGAAACGAUCAAGAUCCCCAAUUCCUCAGAACCUAGAGGGUGAGACAAUGGUGGAGAAGGGCUCGGACCAUUCCUCAGACAAAUCACCUUCCACCCCAGAACAGGGUAUCCAACGGAGCUACUCUUCCCAGUCAGGUCGAAGCAGCAAGAACUCCAAGAAAAGCCAGAGCUGGUACAACCAUGAAAGACAGCACAUCAUGAGAGUUUUGAGUCCAACAUACAAACAACGGAAUGAGGAUUUCAGAAAACUCUUUAAGCAGCUGCCAGACACAGAACGCCUCAUUGUUGAUUACUCAUGUGCCCUUCAAAGGGACAUCCUCCUGCAGGGGCGUCUCUACCUCUCAGAAAAUUGGAUCUGUUUCUAUAGCAACAUAUUCAGAUGGGAAACACUGCUCACUGUACGUCUCAAGGAUGUCUGCUCAAUGACAAAGGAGAAAACAGCUCGCCUCAUUCCCAAUGCUGUCCAAGUUUGCACUGACACUGAAAAGCACUUUUUUACUUCAUUUGGAGCCCGAGACAGAACCUACAUGAUGAUGUUCAGACUCUGGCAAAAUGCACUGCUUGAAAAGCCUCUUUGUCCCAAAGAGCUGUGGCACUUUGUUCAUCAGUGUUAUGGGAAUGAACUUGGUCUGACCAGUGAUGAUGAAGAUUAUGUUCCUCCAGAUGAUGACUUCAAUACAAUGGGGUUCUGUGAAGAAAUCCCAGUGGAAGAAGUAGAGGUGAAUGAUAAUGCGUCUAAAAGCAGCUUAGAAGUAAAGACGGAUGCCAGUCCACAGUUGCAGAAGAAAUCAGUCACAAACAGCACAAUAACCUCCACAGCGAGUAGUGAGGCCCCUACCUCAUUUGACGGCAUUCCACCAGAUGAGGAGGUUGACUGUCAUCUAGAAGGUGAAAUUGAACCCCUUCAGGCCAUUGAGAAGAAUGAAAUCAGUUUGCCAGUAAACACUCCUUCCCUGGACUUUAACGAUAAUGAGGACAUUCCAACUGAACUUAGUGAUUCCUCUGAAACACAUGAUGAAGUGGGACUAACUACAGCUGAUUUUAAAAAACUGAAAACAGGAGAAGUGCAAGCAUUUUACGAUGACCUCAAUGGCAGACAGUACAUUAAUGAGGUUUUUCAUGUCAACGUGGACAAGCUGUAUGAUUUACUCUUCACUGAUUCCCAAUUUCUGCGUGAUUUCUUUGAGCAGCGGAGAUUCACUGACAUGGUUAGUCAUCCCUGGAAGAAAGAAGUAAAUGGCAAUCAGACCCGAGUGAUAUUAUACACUAUUGCUCUCUCAAACCCACUUGCGCCAAAAACUGCCACAGUGACUGAGACCCAGACUUUGUACAAAGCCAGCCAGGAGAGUGAGUGUUAUGUGAUCGAUGCAGAGGUGAUUACACAUGAUGUUCCAUAUCAUGACUACUUCUACACAAUCAACAGAUACAGCCUUACGCGGGUGGCAAAAAACAAAAGCAGACUGAGGAUUUCAACUGAACUGAAGUAUAGGAAACAGCCAUGGGGGUUAGUGAAAUCGUUCAUUGAGAAGAAUUUUUGGAGUGGUUUAGAUGACUACUUCAGACAUUUAGAUAUUGAACUUGCAAAAAUAGAGAAACAAUAUGCUGCUGAACUGCACAGGCAAUCUCCGAAAGAAAAGCCUAACAAAUCAUCCACAAUUCGAAGGAGAAAACGGCCUCACAUGCAUGUGCGAAGCCAACACCUUGUUGAAACAGUCAGCCCUGUUACUACACCAACUGACGAAGAGGUAGCCCAGAGGAUUAAACAUGUGGCAGGUUCCACACAAACUAAAUACAUCCCAGAAGAAAUUCCAGGAGGAAUUCAACUUUACAGUGUUUCCAAGUUAUUGCUCAUCGUAAGCUUUGUCUUGGUGUUAUUAGUAUUUCUGAAUAUGAUGCUAUUUUACAAGCUAUGGAUGUUGGAAUAUACCACACAGAGUCUCACUACCUGGCAUGGGAUCAGGCUCCAGGAGAGCAAACUUCCCCAGUCACAGGUGGAGUGGGCCCAAUUAUUAGAAUCACAGCAACGUUACCAUGAUGCUGAGCUGCAAAAAUGGAGAGAGAUUUUAAAAUCAUCAGUGGUGCUUCUAGAUCAGAUGAGAGACUCGUUAGUAACUCUACAAAAAGGCAUCGGUUUGCGUGAUUACAGUUCUGAAACAGACAAACGAGAUCGAUUUCACUGAUGGGCAUUACCAAGGCCGAAGAGGGAAUAGUGUGCAAUAUAGUUAUGUAUAAAUUUUAUAUAUAUAUACAUAGACACACAUACAUAUAUAUAUAAAAAUUAAAAAAGACACUGGAAUCACACGCUGAGUUGGACCUUCAGGACUGCUGCCCAGUCAGCGGAAUCACAAUUGGCAAAAUCAAGAUCCUUUACUGAUUAGAAACUGUGACAGAAUUAAAUUCUGACAGCACUGAAGCAUCAUGAGAAGACAACAGCCUCACUAAUCUGACUACACACUCCUUGUAAAUCCUAGAAUGUUGUACUGUAAGCUUUAACAUGUAACAAAAGCAUGUAAUAAUUUGUGGGCUGUCUCUGUUGUGGAAGACAUGUGAAUUGAAGUUCCAUGUGCUCUGUGUUAAAGUAAGAUAUUCAUCAAACACAAAUAGGAGCAGGAUGAGGAUCUUGAAACUACAGGUCAUUAUGCCUGAAAACACACCAUUUAUUAUUAACAAAUUAAUCAAAUGUAUUGAUUCUGACUCAAUGAUGGAUAAAGAAACUGUGAAUAUCUGUAUUGGUAAAACUUGAAGACAUUCUAAGUUACAAGUGACUUGCAGAUAUAUGGCACGUCAGUCUGUUCAGUUUUAGUUCUACAGUUGUACAGUAGAAAAUUGAAAAACUACAGAGAAGUAACUGGAAUCCUGAUGUGACUGACUUAAAUAUUUAUAUUAUUGUAUAUACAGACUAAACAAUCUAUCAUAGGCAGGUCACAGAAUAUAUAGAGCAAAAGUGUGUCUCUGUUCUGUCAUUCUCAUUGCAGUGUCUUGAUGCUGCAAAUUGCCCACCUUAUGCUCAUAGAAUGCAUGUGUGGACCCUGAUUGUGAGGCAUUCCAUGUUCUGUGUUAAAAUGGUAACAGUUUGCUGCUGAUGAAAGUGUCAUUAUCAGUACCAUUAAAAUGCUGAGGGAGUUUCUGGGAAGUGCAAGGCUGAGGACAUCUGUGUUGUCACGUUUAGCAGUACUGCAGAAGUACAGGAUGGUCUGUUUUUAUUUCUGCAGUUGUAUCAUAGAAAAUAGAAAAAUCUACAAAUUAGUACAGUUUUCUUUCUAAAUAUACAUAUGUUAUUCAUUUUGACUGGCUUAAUGAGACUUAAAUUUCCCAGCAGGAGUCCAUCGCUCUAAAUUAUUAAAAGAAAGAGUUAAGAAUUUAUCUUGAAUUUCCCUGUGAGAUUUGGUUGAUAGACCAAGCAGGAUCUUAUCAGUUCAGUGGGAUUUUUAAUUUGAAUGUCCUGCCACUUUGAAGAACAGAAAAAACACCCUGCUUGCUAACAUAGCACAUGGAAGAUACAAGGAUAUAAUGUUGAGUGACCAAAACUCAAUGCGAGUAUCUCAUGAGAACAGAAAUAAAUGUGAUAAGAGGAAUGUUGUGGGGGAGCAUACAUGCUGCUUUGUGGAAUAGGGACAGAGAGGUGAUAAAAUGAAGUGGCAACAGCCAAGCACUUUAAUCCACCCAGGCCCCAGUAUCAUCAUUGAAUUAAUACAUGCUGACACAUUGGUCGAUCAUUUGCAACAAUAUGCACAAGAAUAAAACAAAACCAUGUGGGACCUUGGAAAUGGAGGUUCACCUGGUGCAAACUGUUUAGAACUAAAUAAAUUAUCUCCUGUUCCCAUAAUCCAAAAAAUGUACUAUUUAAAUAGUUCACUUAUGAUAUGUUAUUGUAUAAUGUCUUGUCUGUGAGCUGACUGAAUCAGAAAGUGUGUGUGUAGGUUGAUUGAUGCUGAUUGGUUCUUCUUGCUCCAAGAUUGACCAGCAUUGUUGAGCAUUCAUUUCAAUGGCCACUCUAGUCUUGAUAUGUUUCAGUAAUGUUGGGAUAUAUUGGGGGUAUGAUAUCUGAUGUUUCAGAGCAAAAAAAAGUGUUGUCAGACUUCAGUGCUUUUCAACAUGAAACUUAUGAUAACUUGAUGUGUGUAGAUGCUCUCCCCGCCCCCCCCCCCCCCCCCCAGAAUUGUGGAUUUUGUUAGUGCUUUUUUAUUAGUCUUAUGAAACCGAUGUUUGUAAGACUUGUAAUGAAUAGUGGAGGAACAACAAUGUGCUUUAGAAUUUUGAAGGGAAUUAAACUUCAGUAACUUACUCUAUAAACUCCUCGUACCUGACAGCAUCCCUGCAUGGGCAAUGAAUAGAUUUAUAAUACAGCUGCCAAUGUGUACUAUGUCAAUGCAGUCAGAUGCAAUAAGAUAUGAUACCAAAAUUAAGGUGCUUUAGUAUGACUGAUACAACCUUUUCUUAGAAGAAAUGGAUUUCUAAA